This is a messenger RNA of Rhodamnia argentea, 1010 nucleotides long. Its product is annotated as protein cornichon homolog 1. The transcript is spliced from 5 exons. The record is from RefSeq and is a predicted model, not a curated record. Gene Ontology annotation, biological process: vesicle-mediated transport. The coding region runs from base 161 to 622 and encodes 153 amino acids. Lineage: Eukaryota; Viridiplantae; Streptophyta; Magnoliopsida; Myrtales; Myrtaceae.
CCUAACGUCAGUCCCUUAUAAUGGUCGCAGCUGUUGCGAGAGGGAAAAGCUCCUGCUAUCGUUUUGCUUUUGAGAGAGCCCAAAAGCUUCUUCAUCCGCUCGCCAUCGUCUCCCCAGAUUUCGAACUCGAGUUCGAUUCCCAUCUCGGCCUCGCAGAAGCAUGGCGUGGCCUCUGAUUCUCGCCAUUACCUUCCUCGUCAUCAACAUUGCUCUCUUCGCGUCCACCUUCUAUCAGAUCCUGUUAUUAUCGGAUCUGGAGGCAGACUACAUCAACAUGUAUGAAGCAGCUUCUCGGAUCAAUGGAUUGAUCCUACCUGAUUUUAUCUUACAAGGAGUUCUCAGCGUGCUUCUACUGAUGACUGGACAUUGGUUCAUGUUUCUAGUUUCAGUCCCUGUUACUUGUUAUCACGUAAUGCUGUAUAUAAAACAGCGGCAUCUAAUUGAUGUGACUGAAGUAUUUAGAGUUCUUGCAGCCGAGAAAAAAUAUCGGAUGGUGAAGCUUGGUUUAUUAUCUGUUCUCUUUCUCAUGGUUAUAUUCAGAUUUAUUCGUGCUGGCCAUUUGUUAUUUCGAGGUCCCCAGUUUGGAGAUUUAGAUAUUCGCUCAUCGUUCCUGGAGUUCUAGAAAUUAUUUGCUUCAGUUUUUCUCAUUUAAGAAGGCUUGUGUUGUCUAUUUUUGAAUCUUUUGUCGAUGACGAAGACGCCUUGCAUUCAUUUUGAUAAAUGCAGCUGGGGGAAGUAUAAUAGUGCCACGCAUUGCAAAUGGCGUCAUACAUCAAACAGAAUUGUGUUAAGAGUCGGCUGGUUUAGGCUAGUAUCAUUGGUUAGAGUGGCUUUUUUUUAUCUUGAUUGGCGAGCUACCAUCGACACGCUCAGACCUGAAUUGCACUCUGAUGGUACUGUGGAAUAGUUUAUAAGAAUCUUGGGUUGCUUUUAAGCACCAUUUGGAUGUUGCUACAAAGGCCGGAUGAGAAAUUUGUGCAUUUGUAGCUGGCUGUGGGAGUUGGGAACCU